Molecule: messenger RNA, 4907 nt
Organism: Hippocampus zosterae (dwarf seahorse)
Lineage: Eukaryota; Metazoa; Chordata; Actinopteri; Syngnathiformes; Syngnathidae
Product: solute carrier family 12 member 7-like
Exons: 27
Coding region: 482-3517 (1011 amino acids)
Biological process (GO): chloride transmembrane transport; chemical synaptic transmission; potassium ion homeostasis
Cellular component (GO): membrane
Molecular function (GO): potassium:chloride symporter activity
Source: RefSeq, a predicted model, not a curated record
UUUUGUUGACUCGUAGGAAAUCCGAGGCAGACGCUCCCAGCUUGAAGAGAAGUGGCAACAAAAGGCAAAAGUCGCAAGAAAAGUACAUAGUUUGCGGUUAGAUUCCCAACCUUUCAUGUGAGUGCUGUUUUGAGUUGUCGCCAUCUUUUGAGGCAGAUCCUUCCGUGACCUCUGUUGUUCUUUUUCAUGGGAAUUCUUUCUCUACCUUUCGGAAUUUCACCCAAGGCAACGGUGGGGUCAAGAUGCCCACCAACUUCACCGUGGUGCCGGUGAACGAUGACGAGGACGACGGCAACAAAGCGGCCGCAACUGCAGGUGACAAACCUGUGAGCCUCAACAAUAUUUUUCGGGAUGAAGAUAAAGAUGAUAACUCGGAUGGAUCCCAGUCAGGGGAUGACAUUCAAAGGGAGUCACGCCCAUUCAUCAACUCGGCCCGUGAGGUGGAACAGUAUGAUGGCAAAAACAUGGCCUUGUUUGAGAAAUGGACAGCAACCCAAUGGUGUCAUCUCUCCUAAACAAGCUCGCCAACUACACCAACCUCACCCAAGGUGUUCGGGAACACGAGGAGGCCGAAGAUGGGGUUAGAAGGGUCGCCAUCAUGGUACCCCAAAUGGGAACGUUCAUCGGGGUGUACCUGCCCUGCCUGCAGAACAUUCUGGGUGUGAUCCUUUUCCUGCGUCUCACCUGGAUUGUCGGAACGGCGGGAAUCCUCGGAUCCUUCGCCAUUGUGUCCAUGUGCUGCAUUUGCACGUUGCUCACAGCCAUAUCCAUGAGUGCCAUCGCAACAAAUGGAGUUGUCCCAGCGGGCGGCUCCUACUACAUGAUCUCCAGAUCACUGGGACCCGAGUUUGGCGGAGCGGUCGGUCUCUGUUUCUACCUGGGGACCACCUUUGCCGGAUCCUUGUACAUACUCGGCACCAUCGAGAUUCUGCUGACCUACAUUGUGCCGACAGCAACGGUGUUUGAGGCCAAAAAUAUCGAGGAGGAAGGAACGGCCGCCCUCAACGAUAUGCGUGUCUACGGAACUUGUUGUCUGCUUCUGAUGGCGCUUAUUGUGUUUGUCGGGGUAAAGUAUGUGAAUAAACUGGCUCUGGUGUUUUUGGCCUGUGUCAUGCUCUCCAUCAUGGCCACCUAUGCAGGAGUCAUCAAGACUGCCAUUGAACCGCCAGAGUUUACUGUGUGUCUUCUGGGGAACCGUUCUCUGAAGAAUGACAAGUUUGAAGUGUGUGCCAAGACCGAGAUGCUGAACAACCAGACUGUGACCACCGAUCUCUGGAAACUUUUCUGUAACGGCGAACAUCUCAACGCCACCUGCGAUGACUAUUUCAGUCUCAAUAACGUUACGGAGCUCCCGGCUAUUCCCGGGCUGUUGAGCGGAGUACUGAGAGACAACUUAUGGGGUGACUAUGGUCCAGCUCAUACGGUCAUCGAGAAGAAAAACCAGGAAUCGGUAGCGGCUCAGGACAGUUCCGGCGAUGUCUAUAAACCCUACGUCUUCAAUGACAUGGCCACCUAUUUCACGCUGCUGGUGGGAAUCUACUUCCCCUCAGUUACAGGGAUCAUGGCUGGCUCUAAUCGAUCCGGCGAUCUAAGAGAUGCCCAGAGGUCCAUCCCCGUUGGGACCAUCAUGGCUAUUCUCACCACUUCUUUCUUCUACAUCUCAUGUGUGCUAUUGUUUGGAGCAUGUAUCGAGGGAGUGGUGCUGAGGGACAAGUUUGGGGACUCGGUCAAGAAAAACCCAGUGAUUGGAAUCCUGGCCUGGCCGUCGCCUUGGGUUAUUGUCAUCGGAUCGUUCUUUUCCUGUUGUGGGGCGGGGCUUCAAAGCCUGACCGGGGCCCCCAGGCUUCUUCAGGCCAUCGCUCGCGAUGGCAUCAUCCCAUUCUCACAGGUUUUCGGUCAUGGCAAAGCCAAUGGGGAGCCCACUUGGGCUCUGUUGCUGACAGUCGCGAUCUGUGAAAUCGGAAUUCUCAUUGCCUCUUUGGAUGCCGUGGCUCCCAUUCUCUCAAUGUUUUUUCUUAUGUGCUAUCUGUUUGUAAACCUGGCCUGUGCGGUGCAGACUUUGCUCCGAACCCCCAACUGGAGACCCCGCUUCAAAUUCUAUCACUGGACUUUGUCUUUCUUGGGGAUGAGUCUUUGUUUGUCUCUCAUGUUUAUCUCCUCCUGGUACUACGCCCUGGUUGCCAUGGUGAUAGCAGGUUGCAUCUACAAGUACAUCGAAUAUAGAGGGGCAGAGAAGGAGUGGGGAGACGGCCUUCGAGGUUUGUCUUUAAAUGCAGCACGAUACGCUCUAACCCAUCUUGAGGAAACUCCACUACACACCAAAAACUGGAGGCCGCAGCUAUUAGUGUUGUGCAAGCUGGACUCAUGCCUGGCGGUGAAACAUCCGCGCCUCCUGUCUUUCACGACACAGCUCAAAGCGGGCAAAGGCUUGACCAUCGUCUGUUCCGUACUGGAGGGAACCUACAUGACGCGAGGGGCUGAUGCCAAGACCGGAGAGCAGAACCUGAAAGCCGCCAUGACGGCGGAACGGACCAAGGGUUUCUCCCACGUGGUCGUGUCUUCCAAUUUGCGCGAUGGUUUCUCCCUGCUCAUCCAGUCAGCGGGACUGGGCGGGAUGAAGCACAAUGCCGUUUUGAUGGCUUGGCCGGCAGGCUGGAAACAGGCUCGAGACUCCUCCUCCAGGAGAAACUUUAUAGAGACUGUGAGAGAGACAACGGAGGCCCAUCAGGCUCUGCUUGUUGCCAAGAACAUCGACCGCUUUCCGGGGAACCAGGAGCGGCUGAAGGAAGGUACAAUCGAUGUCUGGUGGAUUGUCCACGACGGCGGCCUGCUCAUGCUGCUCCCGUUUUUGAUCAGCCAACACAAGGUAUGGAGGAAGUGUAAAAUGCGCAUCUUCACGGUGGCGCAGAUGGAUGACAAUUCAAUCCAGAUGAAGAAAGAUCUCCAGAUGUUCCUGUACCAUUUACGUCUGGACGCGGUGGUGGAGGUGGUCGAGAUGCACGACAGCGACAUCUCGGCUUUCACCUAUGAGAAGACGCUGGUGAUGGAGCAGAGAUCUCAAAUGCUCAAACAAAUGCAGUUAUCCCGCACAGAACGGGAGAGAGAGGCUCAACUAAUCCAUGAUCGUAAUACAGCGUCUCAUUCCACAAAAGAAGCCAAAGCGUCAGCCGACAAACCCGAUCGCGUCCACAUGACCUGGACCAAAGACAAACUCAUUAAUGAGAGAAAUAAACACCGCGAAGGAAUGGGUGUCAAAGACAUGUUUAACAUGAAACCUGAGUGGGAGAAUCUCAACCAGUCCAACGUGAGAAGGAUGCACACGGCUGUAAAACUGAAUGAGGUGGUGGCGAAGAAAUCGCAGGAUUCACAGCUGGUAUUGCUUAACAUGCCAGGCCCGCCAAAGAACAAAAAAGGGGAUGAAAACUAUAUGGAAUUUCUGGAAGUGCUCAUGGAAGGACUGGAUCGCGUCUUAUUGGUUCGCGGAGGUGGCCGGGAGGUCAUCACCAUCUACUCCUAAUGCCAAGCGGUUCUGAACUGGAAGGAGCACCGUGGAGGACAGUGACAAGUUUGGGGACAAACAAGUCCACGGGUUCAAUGUUGAACAUGGACAUCGCGAGUCUCAUCCGUGUCAGAGACUGUGGAAAUGAGAAAAUCGGACUAAGUCAGGUCAGUGCAUCACCUCAAGGCCCCAUUCUGCAGAUGUUGUUGAACCAGCGAGACUGUGAACCGGGGGGGUGCCCAAGCCAACCGACCUUCCGCGAUCGACCCAUGACCACACUUGCACGCCGAACCACGGGCGCACGCCACGCAUGCACUGAUGAGCGACGGCCACAACAGCCCCCGAACCCGAGCGAAACAGAAAAAUCAAGGAGAUACAAGAGUGGGUGAAAAGGAAAUCGCUGCCUACCCUGUCCCCCCCCACACACACACACACACCUCUCGCGAUCGACUGGUUGGGCACCCAUGCUGUAAACUAUAAGAUUACAAAUUCAAACUUCAAUUCACAGAAUUUCAGAUUUUUACAUGUCACUUGUUGUCUAUUUGAUGAGUUAUUUUGUUGCCAACAAGGAAUCAACAUGGCGAAAUCCUUUCUUGAAAGUACCGAUUGCGCAAUCUUGGGAUGUGUGGUUUUGAGUCAUGUCACUGUCCUGAAAGGUAAAGAUGAGGUUUGAGGAAAACGACAGCAUUAAAGGUUGCUCACAUGUUUUCAAACCCUUUUCCAACCGCAGUAAAUUUUGCGCGUUUACAUGUCAUCAAAAGUAGCAUAAUGGCCAAACUCUUCUUUUGCCUUCGAGAGGCAUUUUUGUAACAUCUGCAUUGGCCGACGGCGAUGUAUUUCCUGCAAAAAUCUGACCUUGACAACGAAAUGAGUGCCGAACUUCUGUUGGUAGUGAGAAAGAUUUUUUUUUUUAAGUAGAAAUUUAUGUCUUGUCCGUCAUGCAACUUUGGAAGUUGUGAUUUUAUUUUGAGCGUUUGACAUGAACGGAUUUUGAAUGGCCACGCAAUUUGAGCGACUUGCGUACGCUCCCAUUUAUCGUCUUGUGGAUUCAUCAAGUGUGCCAAUCAGAAUUAGUCAAAUGUUAGUCUAUAAUGUUUGAAAAUAGCUUUUUUUUUAAGUAUUUAUUUGUACAACUUGUCCUCAGAAUGCCGCUUGUCUCGAGCGCUUACAAAUGGCUUGGAUGCAGAGAAGCAAAAAUGUUCAUUGCUUUGACAUUGUCCUCAUGCCUUUUACUGCCAUUUGCUUUUCAACCAACAACAACAAGGCUUAAAUCACGUAUCCUACUGCAAAUGGCAAUCAAUUGAAUAUUCUGGUUGAAAGUGUUUCAAUAUGUGCAUAAAAGUCUUUCUGUUGAGGACAAAUUAACAAUAAAUGGAAAGCUUAAAUCAUGAACCCCCUGAGGACUGGA